Alnus glutinosa is the source of this 2115-nucleotide messenger RNA. RefSeq lists its product as uncharacterized. The transcript has 16 exons. Gene Ontology annotation, molecular function: nucleoside diphosphate kinase activity. Gene Ontology annotation, biological process: CTP biosynthetic process; GTP biosynthetic process; UTP biosynthetic process. Lineage: Eukaryota; Viridiplantae; Streptophyta; Magnoliopsida; Fagales; Betulaceae. The record is from RefSeq and is a predicted model, not a curated record. Bases 92 to 1885 code for a protein of 597 amino acids.
UUCUGGGUACGAACUUCUCCUUAUAAUAUUCUUCUCAAACUGUUGUCUUUUUGUUUUCUUUGGAAUCAAAUACUCAAUCUUUCUGCAAGUUAUGCUAUGUUAUAGCUUCAUGGAUGAUGCUAUUGGGAAGAUAAAGGUUAUCCCGGAUCACUUUAAAGCUUCAACAACUAGUGUGGAUUCUCAUCAGAACAGAACUUCAUCUUUGUCACAACAAUCUGAUAAAUUCUUGGAGCAUAGCUCUCAUAGCUGGACUCGAAGACAAUUAAGGAGUGCUGCAUUCAUGUUGAAUAUGUUUUCUUUCAAAGGGCUGGCAUGGGGUUCUAGCACCAAUGGUCAGGAAAAGGUUGAGCUAUCUAAGGCAGAAGUAGAGUCACUUAGAUCAGAACUUGCUGAUUUAGAAGAGAGGGAAGCUCACUUGAAAGCUCAGUUGGAACAUGUUGAUGAAAUCUUGCGGUCUGCUCGUCUGUCUGGUUAUUUGUACAUUCGAACUAGGUGGACAGCACUUCCAGGAGAACCUCCCCCUUUAGAUGAUACUGAUGUUGAUGACUGGCUUCCUCGCUUUACGGUCCUUCAUGGACCGUGUAUAUUCUUCUAUCUUUUAUCCACAGAUCUGAGCCCUCAAGACUCCACCCUCCUAUCUGACAUUGUUGAAAUAGGUCCUCUACCAAGCUUUACACGAGAAGAUGAGGGGACACGAUAUGCCUUUUAUGUCUUAACUCGUCAAGGACUGAGAUAUGAGUGCUCAAGUAUUUCUAAGACUCAGGUGGACUCUUGGUUGUCAGCAUUACAAACUGACUGCAAAUCGGGUUCUGGUACAACAGCUCCCAAUGGUUUGACUGAGACAAAGGUCAUGCAAGAACUUCUUGAACAGAAGGAUGGUAUAAAUUAUGCCAUUCCAGAGGAGCAAGCUCUUCUGGGAUUUUCCUUUUUGUCUGUCAAUGACCAAACAACUUUUUCUCAAUCAACCAAAAAAAUCCGUUUACGGACGGUUUCGGACUUUCGGGUAGGGUUUGACCUGACCACCAAAAAGGAAACCCAAUCUCCAUCUCACACGUCGUACCUCUUUCUCUCUCUCUCUCUCUCUCGUUUUCACUCGUUCCUCACUUCCCUCUUAUCAUUUCAGCGUCGCACUUCCAUCCCAGAGCUCCAAGUUAUUCCUAAGCUACCGAAAAUGACGUCCCAGAUUCUCCGAUCUGUUUCCAAAGCCACCCGGUCGCUCCUCUCUGCCUCUAAGGGCUCUCGUUUCUACUCCGAGGGGCGAGCCGUAGCGGCUGUGGCGGCAAUGUCGUUGAGAGGGACGGUGCCGUUUCUAGCUUCGAAUUAUGGGAAGGCCGGUUCUGAGAAUAUGACUAGGGAAUGGAUUUCAGGAGCCCUUGCUGUUUCUGCAGCAGCUUACAUGCUCCAGGAGCAGGAGGCACAUGCUGCAGAGAAUGAGCGCACUUUCAUUGCUAUCAAGCCUGAUGGAGUGCAAAGAGGGCUGAUUGCAGAAAUCAUAUCUCGUUUCGAGCGGAAAGGGUUUAAGCUCGUGGCCAUUAAAAUAGUGGUUCCUUCAAAGGGAUUUGCAGAGAAGCAUUAUCAUGAUCUGAAGGAAAGACCUUUCUUCAAUGGCCUGUGCGACUUUCUUAGCUCUGGCCCUGUUAUUGCAAUGGUCUGGGAAGGAGAGGGAGUGAUUAAGUAUGGUCGAAAGCUGAUUGGAGCUACAGAUCCACAGAAAUCUGAACCUGGAACCAUCAGAGGUGAUCUAGCUGUUGUAGUUGGAAGAAACAUCAUCCAUGGGAGUGACGGUCUAGAGACUGCCAAGGAUGAAAUCAAUUUGUGGUUCAAACCAGAGGAGUUGGUUACUUACACAAGCAACUCAGAGAAGUGGGUCUAUGGAGCCAACUGAUAAUGGAUUUUUUUUGCCUUUUCUUUUCUUCUAUUGAGUUAGGUCCCCCAUGAAGAGUGGGGUUCGAAGCAUAAUUGAUAAAACAAUAAUGUUUUUUUCUCUUGAGGUGAGAGUCAUAGCACCGAUUUGCUUCAAACAAUUGGCAGAUCUGAAUUUUAGCAAUAAUUAGUUUCACCUCCUUUUGAUUGGACUCCAAUGAUCAAAUAAAGUAGUUUUACUCGUGUUCUUCA